ACCUCACUGCUGUGGUAGUAUUGAUGGAAAACAUGUUGUUCGAGAGUGUCCAAAGUCUUAAUUAAAACUAUAAGGGAACUUUUAGUACAGUCUUACUAGCCGAAUCUGAUGCACAUUAUCGUUUUCUGAUGAUUGAUUAUGGGCAUUUUGGUAGCGAAUCAGAUGGUGGAAUUUUAAGUAAAAGCGUAUUUGGUCAGCAUCUGGUCAAUGGAAAGUUAACCUUUCCAAAAGCAGAUGCUUUGCCAAAUUCAAAUACACUGUUCCCUUAUUCUAUAAUUGGGGAUGAAGCCUUUCCUUUAAGGCAUAAUUUGUUGCGUCCCUAUUCCAGACAUUCUGAGUUUAGUCAUUCGGAAAAAAUAUACAAUUACAGAUUAAGCAGAGGCCGGCGUGUUGUGGAGAAUGCUUUUGGUAUUCUAGCAGCACGAUUUCGUAUUUUAAGGAGACCAUUAAAUUAUGAUGAUGAAUCAGUCAAAUGCAUGGUGCUUGCUAGUUGCGUUCUCCACAAUAUGCUUAUUCAGAAAUCUGCAGCAUAUUGCCCAAAUGGAUAUGUUGAUUGUGAAGAUUCUGAUUAUAAUCAGAAUGAAGGUAUAUGGAGAUCCGAAAAUAUAACUCUUGAAAAUCUUAAAAAAGUGGGCAGCAAUAUGUACAAUAAAGAGGCAAAAAGUCUCAGGAACAUUUAUAAAGAUUAUUUAUGUAAUGAGGGAGCUGUACCUUGGCAAGAAAAAUUAAUUCAAUUCCAACCUAAAGUAUAGUAUACUUUAUAUAGGUUGUAUUAGCUCAGAAUAAAUAUUACUCCUCUGAUCUAAUACAUUUUUAUUGAGUAAAUGGAAUGUUUUAAAUCAUGUUCUUUUGUGAAAAAAUAAAACUAAUAAAUCCUAGAUACUUUUGUUUGUCUUAAUCAUAUAUAUAGUUUUUAACUUCUUAAUGUAGACAACAAUUUCUAUUAUUACAGUCUGUUACAAAAGUAUAGGAACACCACUUAAAAGUCUCUUAAAAAAUAAUCUAUGAUAAUAAUAAUUAAAAUCAUCAUGAUUAGGGUGAGAUGUCAUCAUUUUUAACUGUCACGAUGGCUUUUUUGAAUGUUUUAUUGAAUGUUAUAUAAACAUUUUCAACAAUGGCACUGAAAAUGUUUUCCAACAAGGUAAAAAUUAUGGGCAAAAAAAGGAACUCAGGAUGGCCUAAACGUUUAACUUCCAGGAAUGAGAGAGAAGUUUUGAAGUUUAUAACUAAUAAAAACGUCAACAAGGCUAGUUGCUGCUAAAUUACCAUUAGAUAUAUCUCAUGUGACUGUUUGGAGAACUUUAAAAAACAAUGACAAUUUAAAAUAUUUAAAAAUGAAGUUGAAAACCACCUUUAACUGCCAAACACAAAUCAAUGCAUUUAAACUGGGCUAAAGUCAAGAUGGAAUGAACUGAUGAAUGGCAAGAAAUAAUGUUUAGUGAUGAGAAGAAGUUUAAUUUAGAUGACCCUGAUGGGUUUUUGUAUUAUUGGCAUGAUUUAAUAAGAGAAAGCAGAGUUAAAGUAAGCUGGCAAGAAAGGGCUGGGUCUGUAAUGAUUUGGGGUGGCUUUGGAGGUAAAUGGGAUGGAUGAUUUAGUAUUUGUUGACAAAAUAUGAUCACAUUUGGUGCAUUAAUUGGAGUCAUAAAUGGCAGUUUCAAUGAGAUAAUGCACCUGUUCAUGCCUCAAUGUCAACAAAAAAUUGGUUAAAAAAAAUAUUGAUGUAAUUGACUGGCCUUCAUUUAGUCCAGAUUUAA
This is a messenger RNA of Centruroides sculpturatus (bark scorpion), 1754 nucleotides long. RefSeq lists its product as uncharacterized. Lineage: Eukaryota; Metazoa; Arthropoda; Arachnida; Scorpiones; Buthidae. The coding region runs from base 129 to 752 and encodes 207 amino acids. The transcript has a single exon. The record is from RefSeq and is a predicted model, not a curated record.